Messenger RNA from Monopterus albus (swamp eel), 2520 nucleotides. It is a transcript of the gene eva1aa, whose product is annotated as eva-1 homolog A, regulator of programmed cell death a. Lineage: Eukaryota; Metazoa; Chordata; Actinopteri; Synbranchiformes; Synbranchidae. The transcript has 5 exons. Bases 24 to 932 code for a protein of 302 amino acids. Gene Ontology annotation, molecular function: carbohydrate binding. The record is from RefSeq and is a predicted model, not a curated record.
UGAGGCUGAGCUGCAAACGUGGUAUGCAGAUCGCUGUGUACUCUGCCAUGUUUGGCCGAACUCAGCAGGGCACGCUGGAGUGUCCCCUGCACCACAGGAGGGCCCUGUCAGUAGACUGCCAGUCGUCUGUGGCUCUGCAGGUUCUGACUGCGCGCUGUCAGGGCAAGAAGAGCUGUCUGGUUCAAGCCUCCACCAGAGACUUUGGAGAUCCGUGUUACUCGGGAACCAGGAAGUACCUCAGUGUCAUCUACACCUGUGUUCCAAAGAAGUUGCUUCAGGAGCAGGGUUCCAGACCACCGGUGCACUCCCCACCAGCCAGUGCCCAUGAUCCCAAUAUAGUGGGAGACGGUCCUCCGGAUGGGAGCUCAGUCACUGUUCCAGAUAAUAAGAAGAUAAGGGAGACAAAACACACCGAGAAGAAGUCUUUAGACAGCGGAAGACAAGGAGGACAAAGUCCACUGUGGCCCAGAGGCAUGAAUCCCAUCAACUCCGCUUCUAGCACCAAUAUGACCUUCAUCAGCAAUGCACUGGCAGCCUAUACCUACAUAUCAGACCACCCAGAGAGGGCAGCGCUCUUCUUCAUCUGUGGUGUGUGUUUGGGCCUGUUCCUCACACUCUUCGCCCUGGUGGUCCAGAUCUCCUGUCGCACCGACUGCCAACCCCGCCAGCGACCGCCUGCCAAAAAACGAGCACGUCCUGCUGACUCGUCCUCCGAUUCCAGCGAUUCAGACUCGGAAUGGGACAACACUUCAGAUCUGUCAGCACGCCGACAUCGGCGCUUUGAGCGCACACUUAACACAAAUGUGUUUACGUCAGCAGAAGAGCUGGAAAGAGCACAGAGACUUGAGGAGCGAGAGAGAAUCAUCCGAGAGAUCUGGAUGAAUGGUCAACCGGACAUCCCUGGGACACGGAGCCUCAAUCGGUAUUAUUGAGCACCACUAAGAGUCUUUUGAUAGAACAGAAAUCAGGACACACUUGGGUUGGGAGGAACAAGACACAUGAUGAAACUUUAUAAGCAAGCAUGCAACAGUGGAAGGUUUCAGAGACUUGUGCAGAAACCCUUUCCUUCUUGCUGGUUUGCAUAUGGCAUACCCCAUUCAGUAAGAGAAUAAGCUCCCCCUCUGCAUGAAAAGCUCACCUGUUUAUUCCAGAAGUAAGGGGUGGAAGGCUACACUGCCUUGCCCGCGACCUCAGCAGGCUUUUUUGAAGUGAGGAUUUAUGGUUUAGCUACUUUACACACACAGGCCCAUAGAGGCUACUUGGUAAGUGAAAGACCAAGGCCUAGGAUGGGUCUGUUUUACCCAGAAGAUGGGGCAGCUGCAAAAGACACAUGAAGCUUUCAGCUCAGUACCCUCCAGUAUUUAAAUGUGGACGUGAGCGAGGGCCAGCGUAAAGCAGAAAGAAAUGUACUGGAUGAGGGGACACUGACAGACUAUCUUUCAGCAGUGUACAACUAUGCUGCCUUUUUACCUUUGUAAAACCAAAAGAUAAAUUUUGUGGAAUUCAUCUCAGCCCUUAUGAAAUCUAUAUUUUAAUAUUUAAUAGUUUGUGGAUGUUGUGUAUUUUUGUUGUCAAGUCUGGUUUUAUUAUGAGAUAUUUUUAUACUUGGCAAAGGCUGUCUGGCACCUCAGGGAUACAAUCCUAGUGUUUCUGUUUUUGGUUGAUGUAUUUGCCUCCUAAGAAAUGGAUCAGCUCAUUUAAACAGCUAUGUCAGCAUUUAAAGAAAAGAAAAGUAUCGUAAAGAGCCUCAAAGAGGUUUUAGUGAUUUUACCUUAUUUUUGAUACAGUAUGUUUAAAUCACAGUGCAGUGCCUUAUCUAGCUAUUAAGUCACUGUUGUCAAGAGAACAGCUGGUGUAUCACUCAACUGGCCAAGUGGAAAAACUGAAUUUGUCUUAUCUCUUAUGUUUUGCCAUCACCGCUUUACUAAUGUGAACCAGGUGUAAAACCUGAAUACGUCUGUCAAACAUUGCACUUGCGAUCUCCCCAGAUAUAAAUUAAUGUGAUAAAGCUAUGCCGAUUUUGUACCAGCGACAAAUGAUUUUUUUCACUCAUAGAAAACUUCAAAAUUUCAGGUCUUGUGCUUAUAUUUCAAAAAUAGUGGCGCUAAACAGAUGCGCGUGGUAAUCACUGCUCAUGGCCAUCUGAAGAAGGAACCAGCACUGCAGAAGUGUUCACAGUGAGCAUGCAAAUUUUAUCUCCUAAAUCAUGUUGCCAGUGUAAUAGUAUAAGCUAUUGACAGUCUGGUUCUGUUUGAGCUGCCCUGGAUUCAAGCAUAGAAUUAAUUAUAGUUUCCAUAAGAAGCUUGGUAUUUUUCUGACAGAGUUUGAGUGUGUGGGACAUAUUAUGGUCAUCUCCAUAAGGACUGCUGCUCUGUUUUGUUUUUUUAUAAACCCAGUUCUUGUGUUUAGACAUGAACAAGGUUAAAAAUGUGCCAGUAGCUGGUUAAGUGAGAGACCACAAUAUAACUCCUGUGCUUGGAAUAAACUGUUCAAAAAUAACCUGUCUACUCAUGUUUUUUU